UCCUGUAGGGGAGGAGAAUAUCCCACAAGUAAGGAUGAAUCCGUGGACUCGAUACAUCACAAGAGAAAUAAAUUUAUCAGGUAAGCAUAAAUUAUGUUUUAUCCAGCCUUCUCCUCUCUAUGACUGCAGGUGUUUAAAAGAGAACCUACAGUCAGUAUUUAUCCAGCCUUCUCCUUUCUAUGACUGCAGGUAAUCACAAGAGAACCUACAGUCAGUUUUUAUUCAGCCUUCUCCUCCCUAUGACUGCAGGUGCUCACAAGAGAACCUACAGUCAGUAUUACCCAGACUUCUCCUCCCUAUGACUGCAGGUGCUCACAAGAGAACCUACAGUCAGUAUUUACCUAUACUUCACCUCCCUGUGACUGCAGGUGCUCACAAGAGACCCUACAGUCAGUAUUUAUCCAGCCUUCUCCUCCAUAUGACUGCAGGUGCUAACAAGAGAACCUACAGUCAGUAUUUAUCCAGCCUUCUCCUCCCGAUGACUGCAGGUGCUCACAAGAGAACAUACAGUCAGUAUUUAUCCAGCCUUCUCCUCCCUAUGACUGCAGGUGCUCACAAAAGAACAUACAGUCAAUAUUUACCUAUACUUCACCUCCCUGUGACUGCAGGUGCUAACAAGAUAACCUACAGUCAGUAUUUAUCCAGCCUUCUCCUCCAUAUGACUGCAGGUGAUCACAAGAGAAACUACAGUCAGUAUUUAUCCAGCCUUCUCCUCCAUAUGACUGCAGGUGCUCACAAGAGAACCUACAGUCAGUAUUUACCCAGACGUCUCCUCCCUGUGACUGCAGUUGCUCACAAGAGAACCUACAGUCAAUAUUUAUCCAGCCUUUUGCUCCAUAUGACUGCAGGUGCUAACAAGAGAACCUACAGUCAGUAUUUAUCCAGCCUUCUCCUCCAUAUGACUGCAGGUGCUAACAAGGGAACCUAAAGUCAGUAUUUAUCCAGCCUUCUCCUCCAUAUGACUGCAGAUGCUCACAAGAGAACCUACAGUCAGUAUUUAUCCAACCUUCUCCUCCCUAGGACUGCAGGUGAUCACAAGAGAACCUACAGUCAGUAUUUAUCCAGCCUUCUCCUCCCUAUGACUGCAGGUGCUAACAAGAGUACCUGCAGUCAGUAUUUAUACAGCCUUUUCCUUCCUAUGACUGUAGGUACUCACAAGAGAACCUGCAAUCCGUAUUUAUCAAUCAGCGAUCAUCGGAAGAAACCUGCAGUCCGUACUUGUCAAGCAGAGGUCAUCAGACAGAACCUGCAGUCCGUACUUGUCAAGCAGAGGUCGUCAGACAGGAGAACCUGCAGUCUGUACUUGUCAAGCAGAGGUCGUCAGACAGGAGAACCUGCAGUCCGUACUUGUCAAGCAGAGGUCGUCAGACAGGAGAACCUGCAGUCCGUACUUGUCAAGCAGAGGUCGUCAGACAGGAGAACCUGCAGUCUGUACUUGUCAAACAGAGGUCAUCAGAUCGCUGCUUUCCUAACCUUUUCUCCACCUCUAAGGUGGUGAAUUUCAAUCUCCCUGGUCUUGUCCGACUAGGGAGAUUGACAGCUCCUCCCCGUGUGUGAUUGGCUGUGCACAGGCAGGGGGCGGUGUUGCACAAGAGUGCAUAUGUACGCUCCUGUCCACCGCAGCAUGAUAAAUCGACCCCAUAGGGCCAGAUUACAAGUGGAGCGCUAAAUAUAGUUUUGAUUGAAGCGAUAUUUGCACUCCACUGUGUAAUACCAGCACACGAUCAUGUGCGCUGGUAUUACAUGUUUUCAGCAAUGCGAAUGUGAUCUCACGCUCGCAAUGCUGGGAAGCAUUGCGCUUAUGAGAGCGCUCUUCCAUAGGCUCCUUUGAGAGAUGGCAUCAGAACUUCAGCGCCAGCGAAGGGGGUAAGUUGUGCAGCGAUGGCAGCAAAUAUAAAUAUAUAUGUAUAUACACAUAUUAACACAUACAUACAUACACACACAUAUAUAUAGUUCAUCAAAGGAAGAAGUAUGAGAUCCACGCCAGGGUAAAAUAAAACUUGACUUUUAUUCAUAUGUUUAAAACAAUUACAACAAUGGAGGAAUCGGCAGGUUUGCAGAGUAGACGCAGCACUAGGCUUACGCGUUUCGGCUGUUAAGCCGUAGUCAUAGCCUAUAGUGCUGUGUUUGCUACUGCUAUUUAAAAUAAAGACACAGUAAUCCUAUUGGCUCUAAGUUAAUUGAUGAUUAAAAACACACAAAUACGCUACUCUUGCUAAAUGCCAGCAAGAAUGAAUAUAUAGAAACACAUUUUGUAAUUGCAUAGUUACUUAAAGCAAUAUAUUGAUCAUUGAAACUAACUUGUGAUUAAGAAAAGGUUAUUUAUUUUCUAUUAGCAAUGUUGUUAUAAGAAAAUUGUUGUGUUAAUUUAUGUUAUGUGUCAAGUACCCCAUUUGUGGUGUAAUGAAAAAAUGCAGAUUACAGAUGCACUCAGCAGCAAGUGGAAUGGGGUUCAAACCUCUUCUCUUAAUGUUUGCUGUGUAGAAUAAGCUAUAGAUUUCUAUUUUUGUAUUUCGCUUUUAUUUAUUUAUGUAUAAAGCCAUCUGACCUUACUCCCUGUCAUGUCAAUGCAUUUGCUGUAUGUUGAUCUCCAGUUUUCUUCCCCUAAGGGUGAAUUAACUAUAUCCUGAAGAACAAAAAGACAUGUUGCACCUUUAAUCAAUGUCAACAAUUUAAUACCCACAUUAGUGUGUUUUGAACCCAUAUGUGGGUAUACACAUAUACCUUGAGUGACCUGGUUUUUAAUUCCCCUAACUUUAAAUGUGGAUAAAUUGUGCUGUUGUCCUAUUGUGUACCUCUUGUAAUAUUAUCCUUACUAUUAUGGCUGGGCAUACAAACAGAAUUGAACAGGAUGGGAUUGUGGUAUAUGUGCAGAUCCAUCUCACACAUUGGAUUUAUUCCCAAUAAUUUAUUAAAUCGAAUCUGGAAUUUAAUCCUUUGGGAACUCUAGUGUCUAAUUUGAAAAUCCAAAAGAUUUCUCUUUUGGCUAAAAGUUGCUCGAGGUCACCGCCCCGCUUGGGCAAUACCACCUUUUCAAUGGCACACCACCUGAAGGUGCCUAGUGAGCUUUUAUGUUUUUGGGCAAAGUGUUGCACAAGCAGAGUGGUUGCCUUACCUUGACUUAUUGUGGAUAGAUGUAACCUAAUUCGAGUAUUGACAUCCCUUGACGUGAGACCCACGUACUGUUUCCUGCAAGCUGUACAAGUUAUCAGAUAUAUGACAUGAGUGGUUCUGCAAUUUAAACAGGCACGUAUAUCAUAUUUGAUAUCAUGUGCCACAGACUCAAACUCCUUGGUGACCUGUACAAACUCGCAGGGACGACAGUGGUGGCUCCCACAUCUGUACAUGCCUACAUGUGUUAGCCAUGAACUGUUCGUAUUGGAUGAUUUCCUUAAUUGAGUGGGUGCUAGUAUGGACCCUAGAGUCUUGCUCUUUUUGUAUGAGCAUCUGAUUCCUGUUUUAACUACUUGUUGUAGUUGGUCGUCUGCCGCAAGGAUUGAAAAAUUCUUUCUCACUAUUUUGCAUAUGUCAAUAUUGAGAACUGUAUUCAGUUACAAAAUUAACUCUGUCACAAGUAAAGCCUUUCUUCUCUGUUCUGUUGUAUUUAAGUAGUUCUGAUCUCGAAAUACCUUCUACUACUGCCUCUGCUUUCUCCAAAUCCCUUUGUGGGUAUUUCCUUUUUCUCAAAUUUUGUUUAAGAUCAUUGGCCUUGUUUGUGAAAUCUGAGGGGUCAGAGCAAUUGCGCUUCAGCCUAAUUAGUUGGCCAUUUGCUAUUGCGAAUCUUAUCUGCUUUGGAUGGCAGCUCUGGCCAUGGAGUAUAGUAUUGCCUGUUAUGGGUUUUUGAUACACACAUGUGGACACUUUUUGUCCCAAGGUACCUCUGAGCGAUAAAUCCAAGAAAUGUGUUUCCACAGGAUUGAUUUCAUGAGUGAAUCUCAAACCCAUAUCAUUGUUGUUUAUGUAAGUCAUAAACAAUUCAAUGCUUUCCUCUGACCCCUUCCAGACCAACAACCGGUCAUCUAUAUACCUGUAAUAAAGUUGUAUGUUGUGUUUGUGAGGGUUGCUAUCUCCAUAGAUGCGGCACAGCUCCCACCAGCCUAGAUAUAAAUUGGCGUAGGAUGGGGCAAAUUUCGCUCCCAUAGCUGUGCCGCACCUCUGGAGAUAGCAAUCCCCCUCAAAUUGAAAAAAAUUGUGAGUCAGGAGGAAGGCCUGAAAAUCAGUACUGUAGUUGGAAUAGUUAUGCAGAAAGAAUUGUAUUGCUUCCAGUCCUUUGUUGUGGGGAAUGGAAGAAUACAGUGCGGCAACAUCCACCGUGAGCCACAUAUAACCACUUGCCCACUCAAACUGUUCUACAAUGUUGAUGACAUGUUUAGUGUCCUUCAGAUGGGAUGCCAAUUGUAUCACCAGAGGCUGCAGGAUCGAAUCAGUCCAUUGUGACAGGUGUUCCAAAAGUGAGCCAAUGCCACUCACUAUUGGCCUUCCCUGUACAUUGGUGACAGAUUUGUGAACUUUGGGAAGAUGGUGGAAACAGGGGAUCCGUGGAUGUGAUACAUAAAGAUAUGCCACUGUCUGGUCAUCCAGAAACCCCUGUUCCCUACCAUCGUCCAAGAUAUUCUUAAGUUCUAACUGGUAAGCUCGUGUAGGAUCUUUGUCCAAUUUGACAUAAUCAUGUGGAUUAUGUAAUUGGCGGUGGGCCUCAACUACAUAAUCGACCCUAUUCAUCACAACCAUCGCACCGCCUUUAUCUGCGGUGCGUAUGACCAAGUUAUUGUUGUUCUCUAGGUCAUUCAGUGCUUUUCUUUGAUUAAAAGACAGGUUGUGUUUGAUGUCAGUGCAUGUAGUGGCCAGAUUAAUCAAAUCUGUUUCAACCCUUUGUUGGAAGGUUUCCAAAAUAGUUCCUCUAUUUUGAAUUGGGUAAAAUGUUGAAUUGUUUUUAAAACUCGAUGCCCUGCUGAUAGUGUUAGAGUGAGUUCUGGACUCAUUCUCCAAGGAGUGUAGGGCCACCACAUCACAGAGUUCAUUAAAAUCAUGGAGAGUAUCUUUCUCUUGAUUCUGUGAGGUUGCUCCUUCCACACUGUUUGGAGUCAUGUCUGUCGUACCAAAAUGUUUUUUCAAAGUUAAAUUCCUAAUAAGGCGAUUCACAUCCAACAAAGUUUGGAACAGAUUAAAAUUACUCGUAGGUAAAAAACCCAGUCCUAAAGACAACACUUGUACUUGUUCAUUAGAAAGUGUAUUGGAAGAAAGAUUUAACACAUUAUGAAUCAUUUGUACUUGGUUUGCGGGCGAUUGCCCCUCAGUUGGUAUCUCCCUGACCCUUCCCCUUGCGUCUGCUGGGUUCCCCCCAUAUGACCUGAGGGAAUACCUGUUAAAGAUCAGGGUUUACGGUCCCUUGAGCAUUUGUAGUUUGCAUGGAAUCCUGUACAUGUGAUAUACUAUGUGUCUGCAUAGGUUCAUAGUGAGUUACAUGUUGCAAUUGUUUAUUUUCUUUCUGUCUAACAGAUGACCCACCUAAUGGCCUUGCCAUAGGACCUGCCAUAUGACCUGUGUGUGUAACAGAAGUAAUAGCCAAAUUAUGGGGUGCAGAAGGGACUCCAAUAUUGGAGGCAAUCGCAGGUGCAGUGCACUCUGUUAAUCCUUCUUCAGAGUAAUAUUCUGAGUCACUUCCUGAGAAUGUGACAUUUUUUUGUUGUUUAUUACCUCUGCGUCUGCGAUUGCCUCGUUUUUUAUGAGGAAACGGAGUACGUCUAAAUUCUCCCCUCUUCUUUCUGUUCCAAAUGUAUACUGUGUCUGUCUGAUAGUCUGAUCUAUCCCUUAGAAACUUAGAGUGCUUAUUCUCCAUUACAACACUUUUACCCCUAGCCACAAUGCCUCUGAGUAUGGUGUCAAAUUUCCCAAACUGUGGAUCAUUUAUACGUUUAUCUAUCUCAGUUUGUAACUCUGAGAUUUCAUUUUUAUCCCAAUUAACUGUCUUGAUUUAAGAUCUUUUAACCAAUUCAUCAAUUUCAUUGAACAAUUAGUUAGAGUCAAAUUCCAGUCCUUAAUAAAAUCUUUUUCAUUUAAAUCCACAUCAAAUGUUGGGAAUUUAAAAAGUCUCAAUCCUCUAGGAAUCAUUCCCAAUUCAAGGUAUUUAUAUACGUGUGUAUAUAUUAACACAUACAUAUAUAAGCAUAUAGAUAGAUAUAUACAGGGAACACACAGUUCACAUUGACUGCAAUGUAACAGCAUUUUUUUUCUUCUAACACCCCACUCCCACCAACUUUAGCCCCAAAAUACUGCUUAGUGCAAUUGUUUUAUUAAAAAAUAAAGAUGCUGCCAUCUUUAUUUUUUAAUAAACUACACUAGACCGUAUUUUAGGGCACAUUUAUAAAAUGUAUCAGAUAUCUGAAGUCUGGUUAAUUUUAUAAGCCCUAAUUGCUACAGCAAGCUCGAAGUAGCAAUAACCAGCCACUUGUAAUUGUUGAUUAAUUAUUGUGCGCCCACAAACAGGCACAUUUGCCCAUUUGCAGGAGCGCAAUAAUUUAUUGCUCCACUUGUAAUCUUGCCUAUAAUUUUUAUGUCACAUCAUUUUAUUAUUGUCUUCAAAAAUAGAUCACUACACUUGGAAGAGGGAUAUUAGCUCCCAAAUAGCUAACCAGAUAUAUGUAGUCAUUAACUUGAAUGGUUUCGUUGUCAGUGAAGUUUGUGUGACAUAGACCCAAAUCUGUAAGUUUAUGUAACAUUUAUACUCUCUAGUUCUAGGUCAUUGUUACUGUGAGUGACAAGUGAGUACCUGUUAGUUUCACACACAUCCCUAAAAGACCACAACCAGUUCCUGAAGUAUUAAGCUUAUUCACAUGUGACCAACAAGAAGACGUCUGAGAACAACCAAACCACAGAGAUCUACAUACUGACUGGUGAGGAACAAAUGGAGUUUGAUGAAGUUGCAGUUUAUUUCUCGGAGGAGGAGUGGGGCUGUUUAACUGAAGAACAAAAAGAGCUUUAUAAGGAUGUGAUGAUGGAGAAUUACCAGACCCUCAGGUCUCUAGGAUAUGUCCCUGAGAAACCUUUACUUGUUACACAGAUUGAGCAUAGAGAGGAGCCGUACGUGAGCAGUUUUCCAAUUUCCCAAGAUGAAUUUAUAAACUACAGUUAUCAAAGUCCUAGUCGUGGUCAACAUUCAGAUACUUCUGUUAAUCUUCUUCAAAAUCAAAAAAGAUACGUUGGAAAUUUAUGUGCUGAAUGUGGGAAAUGUUUUACCAGGAAAUCGAAUCUUAUUAGACAUCUGAAAACUCAUACAGGAGAGAGAGGAUUUUCAUGUUUUGACUGUGGGAAAUGUUUUAUCCUGGAAUCAAGUCUCAUUACUCAUCAGAAAAUUCAUACAGGAGAGAGAGGAUUUCCAUGUUCUGACUGUGGAAAAUGUUUUACUCUAAAAUCAUAUCUUGUUAAGCAUCAGAGAAUUCAUACAGGAGACAGAGAGUUUCCAUGUUCUGAAUGUGGGAAACGUUUUACUGAGAAAGCAAUUCUUAUUAGGCAUCAGAAAAUUCAUACAGCAGAGAGAGGAUUUUCAUGUUCUGAAUGUGGGAAAUGUUUUACACUAAGAUCAUAUCUUGUUAAGCAUCAGAAAAUUCAUACAGCAGAGAAAGCUUUUUCAUGUUCCGACUGUGGGAAAUGUUUUACUGAGAAAGCAAUUCUAAUUAGUCAUCAGAAAAUUCCUACAGGGGAGAAAGCAUUUUCAUGUUCUGAAUGUAAAAACUAUUUUACACAGAAACCAGCUCUUUAUAAUCAUCACAAAAUUCAUACAGGGGAGAAAGUGUUGGAGGAUACCAAGGAGGAUGAGCUAUGGCUACAGAACAUAAUGACAGAAUUGGCCGUAAUGGUUUAAAUGGCAGCCCAGCCUUAUAUGAUAUACUACACCAUUAUGCUGAUAAGAUCUGAUUAUUAAUGUAUAAAUCUUCUGUAUAUUAUUACAUUAAUGCCCUGGGAACCACCAGGAUCUUUCACAUAUUUGUUGUAUCGUCUCUCCUAAAUAUCUCAUGUUCCCAUUGGCCUAUUUAGAUAAUGAACAUUACUGUUGUGAAGGGCAAACAGAUCCUAAUUUCAUUUCCACAAUCCAUUUACAUCUAUCAAAGCUGUAUGAUACCUAAUAUGGAUUUAUAGUCUUAUUGUCUAUACUGUAUGUCACAUUGUAACUGUCAUAUUGGUUUCUCAACAUAAAUUUAUUGUCAUAAAAUCUAUAA
This is a messenger RNA of Bombina bombina (fire-bellied toad), 8216 nucleotides long. Its product is annotated as gastrula zinc finger protein XlCGF8.2DB. Gene Ontology annotation, biological process: negative regulation of transcription by RNA polymerase II. Bases 6905 to 7861 code for a protein of 318 amino acids. The record is from RefSeq and is a predicted model, not a curated record. The transcript has 4 exons. Lineage: Eukaryota; Metazoa; Chordata; Amphibia; Anura; Bombinatoridae. Gene Ontology annotation, cellular component: PcG protein complex; transcription regulator complex. Gene Ontology annotation, molecular function: DNA-binding transcription repressor activity, RNA polymerase II-specific; RNA polymerase II cis-regulatory region sequence-specific DNA binding.